This is a messenger RNA of Caenorhabditis briggsae, 1425 nucleotides long. The record is from RefSeq and is a predicted model, not a curated record. Gene Ontology annotation, molecular function: transmembrane transporter activity. Lineage: Eukaryota; Metazoa; Nematoda; Chromadorea; Rhabditida; Rhabditidae. Gene Ontology annotation, biological process: monoatomic anion transport; transmembrane transport. The coding region runs from base 1 to 1425 and encodes 474 amino acids. The transcript is spliced from 10 exons.
AUGGAGGCUGAAACGCCACCAGCAAGAACACUGGCGUACGGUACUUCGGAAACUAUAGAUGAUGAUGAAGCGCUGGACGCAAAACGAUGGAAACGACGUCAUGUGGUGGCGGUGCUCGCGUUGCUUGGAUUUGCCAACAUCUACGCGAUGCGGGCCAAUUUGAGCAUUGCAAUCGUCGAGAUGACUUCUGGAGGCGAGAGAAAAGUGAAUGGAACAAUGCUGCAUGUUCAUGGUGACUUUGAAAACUGGACUCCAAUGACCCAAGGAGUCGUUCUCAGCUCCUUCUUCUAUGGUUACAUUGUGUCCCAACUACCCGGAGGAUAUCUCGCCUACACACAUGGAGCAAAGACCGUCUUUUUCGCUGGUACAUUUGGAACCGCUGUCUUCACGCUUCUCACUCCUCCAUUCGCCAGAAUGGGUUGGGGAAUGCUGGUGUUUGCUCGUUUCAUGGAGGGAUUACUGGAAGGAGUCACAUAUCCAGCGAUGCAUGUUAUCUGGAGUAGAUGGGCACCACCGCUGGAGCAAACGAAAUUGGCUACUUUUGCGUUUUCGGGAUCAUACUUUGGAACUGUAAUUGCUAUGCCCUUGUCUGCCUAUAUUGGAGAGAGUUUUGGAUGGCCAAUGAUUUUCUGGUUCUUCGGCGCGCUUGGUGUGAUCUGGUGCACUGUGUGGUAUAAGACGGUGCAUGAUCGGCCAGAGGAUGAUCCGAAAAUCACAACUUCCGAGCUCGCUUUACUGCAGCGUGAUGCCUUCAGCCAGAGCCAUUAUCUUGUUCCAUGGGGCAAGAUCCUUCGCUCCAAACCUGUCUGGGCUGUUAUCAUGGCCCACAGUGCCCAGAACUUUGGAUUCUAUAUCAUGCUCACUAAUCUCCCACGGAUGCUGAAAGAUAUUGCUGGAUAUGAUUUGGAGAAAGCUGGUCUUGCGAGCAGCCUUCCGUAUUUCUUGAUGGGAUUCCAAAUUGUAACCGGAGGGCAGUUGUGUGACUACUUGAGAAAGAAUAAGCACUACGACACACUAUUCGUGAGAAAGAUGGCAUGCGCUGCUGGAUUUAUCGGACAAGCGGUGUUCCUGUUCCUGGUAAUGACCACCAGCAACUCCCUUCUUUUGGUUCUCUUCUUCUCGAUCUCAAUCGGACUCGGUGGAAUUUGCUGGUGCGGAUUCUCGGUAAAUCAUUUGGACUUGGCCCCUCAGUAUGCUGGACAUCUUAUGGCUGUUUCCAACACCUUCGCCACUAUCCCAGGAAUCUUCGGACCCCUUCUAGUCGGAGCUAUUGUAGAAAAUGGAAUAAUUGGAGAAUGGAAUGUAAUUAUGUACAUCAUUAUAUCUGUCUAUCUUGCUGGAGCCGCAUUCUUCUGGAAGUUCGCCGAUGCCUCAAUCCAACCAUGGGCGUCGGAGAGCACCUCGUUCGUUGGACAGCUCGAAUAG